Messenger RNA from Penicillium taxi, 201 nucleotides. RefSeq lists its product as uncharacterized. The transcript has a single exon. The record is from RefSeq and is a predicted model, not a curated record. NCBI's taxonomy places the organism in Eukaryota, Fungi, Ascomycota, Eurotiomycetes, Eurotiales, Aspergillaceae. Bases 1 to 201 code for a protein of 66 amino acids.
AUGAAUGCCCCCGUGGUUCACAUCUCUCCUCAGCCUGCCUCUUCAGGCCCGACUGGCAUGCCUACCCUCAAUAUUGUCCAAUGUUCUCGCUGCCAACAAUCUGUCUAUCCAUCCAACCAGUCUGGCUCCGGUCCUGUUCAAUUUGGCAUGAACUCUUACUACUGCAACCGAUGUGCCUCUAAAGUCGGAUUUCAACGGUGA